AUGCGAACAAUGAAAUGCGAAAAUGUUGAUGGAUUGAAGAAGCGAAGAAGAAAUGAGGGAGUAGGGAAGAAGGGUAGGGAAGAAAGGAGAGAGUGGAUGAAAGGAAGGGAGAGGGGGAAAAGUGUGGGGAAGAAAGGAGAUGGAGAAUGUGCAAUCGAUAAAGAAAGAAAGGAUGUUGGGAAGGAGGGAGAGU
Messenger RNA from Paramuricea clavata, 193 nucleotides. NCBI's taxonomy places the organism in Eukaryota, Metazoa, Cnidaria, Anthozoa, Malacalcyonacea, Plexauridae. The record is from the annotation of a GenBank genome assembly.